This is a messenger RNA of Plenodomus lingam JN3, 4473 nucleotides long. RefSeq lists its product as uncharacterized. The record is from RefSeq and is a predicted model, not a curated record. Gene Ontology annotation, molecular function: FAD binding; iron ion binding; oxidoreductase activity. Lineage: Eukaryota; Fungi; Ascomycota; Dothideomycetes; Pleosporales; Leptosphaeriaceae.
AUGUCUCUUCCGAUUCCUCCCAGUUCAGCGGCUUCGGGGCCACCCCGGCAGCUUUCCGCCGCCGAGGCACUUACUCCUCUUAUCGAAUCAACAUACACGUCCCCGGACAUCACAUGCUAUGUCAAUGGGAAGAGGACAAUCAUCAGUAAUCCGAAUCCACACUGGACCUUGCUGGACUACAUUCGUGCACAGCCAAAUCUGAAAGGCACAAAAUUAGGAUGCGGAGAGGGCGGUUGCGGUGCUUGCACGGUUGUACUCCAAGUGCCAGAUCUCGAGACCGAGAAGAGACGGAUCAAGCAUUUGUCAGUGAAUGCAUGCUUGUUCCCACUGGUUGGAGUCGAUGGAAAGCAUGUAAUAACCACAGAGGGUUUGGGUAAUGUGGCUCGACCGCAUCCACUGCAAGAGAGGAUAGCGAAACUGCAUGGAAGUCAAUGUGGCUUCUGCACACCAGGAAUAGUCAUGUCACUGUACGCAACGAUACGGAAUGCGUACGAUCCAGAUACCAGGAAGUUCCACUUGAGUGCUCGGGAUAUCGAAAUGGAAGGCCAUCUUGAUGGAAACUUAUGUCGUUGCACAGGUUAUAAAUCCAUCCUCCAAGCUGCAAAGACAUUUGUAACGGAAGACCUCAAAGGGCAGCUUGAUGAGAAGGAUGAGCCGACAACCAUAGGCAAUCAGCAGAUUGAAAAAGAAAUUAUAGAAUUCAUUCAAGAAGGCUGUGCAGGCCCCUCCAAAGACUCUUGUGGACGGCCAGGGGGGUGCUGUCGUAAUACGCCAUCCGAUAGUAGCUCGAGUGAGAGUCGAUCGGACGCAUCCUCACCACCAACAGAGCCAUCGGCGGCGUUCGAGAAUGAACACAUUCCCACAAUCAUCGAUGCGAAAAAGGAAAGUUACCCAGAUUCGGAGUUCAGUGGGGCAGAAUAUUCUAAGCCACUGAAGAGUAAAGAGCAUGAUGCGGCGGCCGAAGUCAAGACUUCGACGUCCAACUCACAAGCACCAGCUGCAUCAUCAGUCAAGGGCGUACCAAAAGUCGAGUUUCAGGAGUACAUUCCGGAGACAGAGUUGAUUUUUCCUCCUGCGCUAUGGAAAUACGAGCCACAAGCAUUAUGCUAUGGGGAUGAGAAGAAAAUUUGGUUCCGACCUACAAAGGUUGAGCAUUUGGUAGAGCUGAAAGAUGCUUAUCCUUCCGCAAAACUCGUUAGCGGCGCUUCAGAAGUUCAAGUGGAAGUCCGUUUCAAAGAUUCUAAUUUUGCUGUCUGCGUCUAUAUUUCGGAUAUUGCAGAACUCAAGCAGACGAAGGUGCCUUCGGAGGCGGCCUUGGAAAGUGCAAAAGAAUUGGUCAUCGCAGCAAACACUCCCCUUACCGAGCUGGAACAGAUUUGCAAGCAGGUCUAUACAAAACUCGGUAAGCGAGCUAUGGUUCUGGAGGCUCUCCGCAAACAGCUACGAUACUUCGCCGGUCGACAAAUUCGUAAUGUGGCUUCUCUGGCUGGCAAUAUCGCAACAGCUUCACCAAUAUCAGAUGCUAACCCCGUAUUACUUGCGGCGGGGGCAAUUCUGGAAGCGAUAAGUAAGAAAGACGGGAUCUUUCAUAUACCAAUGUCGAAGUUCUUCGUCGCGUAUCGGACAACUUCUUUACCGGUCGAUGCUUCGCUAUAUCGUAUUCGAAUACCCCUCGCGCCAUUUGGUUGUCGAGAGGUACUGAAAGCGUACAAACAAGCGAAACGAAAAGAUGAUGACAUAGCUAUCGUUACAGCUGCCUUCCGUGUGCGACUCACUACAGAAAAUACGGCCGAAGAGGUGUCAAUCGUGUUUGGAGGAAUGGCGCCCAUGACAAAAGAGUCUCCAAAGACCCAAAGUGCUCUGAUAGGGAAGCCGUGGUUUCACUCAGAGACAUUGGAGGCUGCAAUCACAGCUCUCCUUGAAGACUAUGACCUUUCUUAUGGAGUACCUGGUGGUAUGGCAGAUUACCGCAAGACGCUCACACUUUCACUAUUCUUCCGCUUCUGGCAUGAGUCGGCCGCAGAGCUCGGUCUCGGUAAUGUCGACAGACAGAUAAUUGAUGAGAUCCACCGAGAAAUCUCUAAUGGCGUCAGAGACGACUAUAAUCCUUACGAGCAGCGAGUGGUCGGAAAGCAAGUGGCGCACCUUUCAGCAUUGAAGCAAUGUACAGGUGAAGCGGAAUAUAUCGACGAUAUGCCAAAGUUGGAUCGGGAGUUAUUUGGAAGGUUGGUAAUGUCCAAAAAGGCACACGCGAAGAUAUUGAACGUCGAUUGGAAGCCCGCACUUCAAAUGCCUGGAGUCGUCGGCUACAUUGACAAAAACAGUAUACCUGCGACCGUAAAUAUUUGGGGCUCUAUUAAAAAAGACGAACCGUUCUUUGCCGAAGACAAGGUACUUUCGCAUGGCCAAGUCAUUGGCAUGGUAUAUGCGGAGACCGCUUUGCAGGCGCAAGCAGCAGCAAGAGUAGUGAAGGUCGAAUAUGAAGAGCUCACUCCUAUUCUCACCAUCGACGAGGCCAUCGCUGCCAAUAGCUUCUACGCGCAUGGAAAAUUUCUUCGCAAAGGUCUCGCGAUCGAUGACAAAAUGUCAGAUGCUUUUGCCCAAUGUGACAGAAUUUUCGAGGGCGUGAGUAGGUUAGGUGGUCAAGAGCAUUUUUACCUUGAGACAAAUGCCGCGCUCUCGAUACCCUCAGGCGAAGACGGCGCGAUGGAGGUCUGGUCCUCAACGCAGAAUACCAUGGAAACACAAGAAUUUGUCAGUGCAGUGCUCGGAGUACCCAGCAAUCGCGUGAAUGCUCGAGUCAAACGAAUGGGUGGUGGCUUUGGCGGGAAAGAGUCUCGCAGUAUACCCUUCGCAGUCUACACCGCAAUCGCUGCGCGGAAGGAGAGACGACCAGUGCGGAUCAUGCUCAAUCGCGAUGAAGAUAUGAUACUAAGUGGCCAGAGACAUCCAUUUCAAGCAAGAUGGAAAGUCGGAGUAUCAAAAGAAGGCAAGCUUAUUGCUCUUGAGGCUGAUGUGUAUAACAAUGCCGGCUUCUCUCAAGAUAUGAGUGGCGCGGUUAUGGAUCGUUGUCUUACCCACUUUGACAACUCCUACGAAUGCCCGAAUGUCUUCCUGCGUGGCCACGUCUGUCGAGCAAAUAUUCACAGUAAUACUGCGUAUCGAGGCUUUGGUGCACCACAGGGCAUGUACUUCUCAGAAACAAUCAUGUACAACAUCGCUGAAGGUCUGGGUAUGGACGUCGACGAGCUACGAUGGAAGAACCUCUAUCAACCCGGAGAGCGCACACCCUUCUUCCAGCAGAUUGAUGAUGAUUGGCAUAUUCCCAUGCUACUCCAGCAAUUAAAAAAGUCUGCCGAUUACGGUACGCGGAAAGCAGCGGUCGCGGAAUUCAACUCACAGAACCGAUGGCGUAAGCGUGGCAUCUGUAUCGUCCCAUCGAAAUUUGGACUGAGCUUCGCCACUGCAUUGCAUCUCAAUCAAGCGGGGGCUUACAUCAAGAUUUAUCACGAUGGCAGUGUCUUAUUACACCACGGAGGUACAGAAAUGGGCCAAGGGCUCUACACCAAGAUGUGUCAAAUUGCUGCACAAGAACUAGGUACAUCACUAGACGCUAUAUACACUCAGGACAGCCAGACGUACCAAGUCGCAAACGCAUCACCAACAGCCGCAUCCUCCGGCUCUGAUCUCAACGGUAUGGCGGUGAAGAACGCUUGCGAUCAGAUAAAUGAACGGCUGAAGCCGUAUCGUGAGAAGCUUGGACAAGAUGCACCGCUCAAGGAUCUCGCCCAUGCAGCAUACAUCGAUCGCGUUAAUCUCGCUGCGAACGGGUUUUGGAAGAUGCCCAGAAUUGGGUACGUUUGGGGUAAUACGAAUCUGGAGACGGUAAAACCCAUGUAUUACUACUGGACACAAGGCGCAUGCUGUUCUGAGGUAGAACUCGAUCUCCUCACAGGCGACCACACUGUGUUACGCACAGACAUCAUGAUGGACGUGGGUAACUCGAUCAAUCCCGCUAUAGACUACGGCCAAAUCGAAGGCGCCUUCAUCCAAGGCCAAGGCAUGUUCACAACCGAAGAAUCCCUCUGGACACGCUCAGGCCAACUCUAUACACGCGGCCCGGGAACCUACAAGAUCCCCGGCUUCAGCGACAUUCCGCAGGUCUUCAACGCCAGUCUUCUUCGCCACGACAAUGAGGGUAAUCCGCUGUCUUGGAACCACCUAAGAAGUGUACAGAGUAGCAAGGGUAUUGGCGAGCCGCCGCUGUUCAUGGGUAGUACGGUGUUCUUUGCGCUGAGGGAGGCAGUCAAAGCGGCAAGACUGAUGAAUGGGAAGAGUGUUACUGAUGGGUGGGCAUUGCAUAGUCCGGCGACAAGCGAGAGGUUGAGAUUGGCGGUUGGGGAUGAGCUUGUGGAGCGCGCGAGAACGGUCAGGGAGGAGGGGGAGAUGGGCUUCUUGAUUGCUGUUGCAUAA